Striga hermonthica is the source of this 1338-nucleotide messenger RNA. The record is from the annotation of a GenBank genome assembly. Lineage: Eukaryota; Viridiplantae; Streptophyta; Magnoliopsida; Lamiales; Orobanchaceae.
AUGGAGAAAAUGAAGAAGGUGUGCAAAAACGAGGCGAAUAAUAACGUCGAAGUGCCGAAGCAGAAGGAGAGGCAUAUAGUUUCUUGGUCUCAAGAGGAGGAUGAUAUUCUGCGGGAGCAAAUUAGAUUACAUGGGACUGAAAAUUGGACAAUUAUUGCAUCAAAGUUCAAGGAUAAAACGACGAGACAAUGUCGAAGAAGAUGGUUCACCUACUUGAAUUCCGAUUUCAAGAAAGGAGGAUGGUCACCGGAGGAAGAUAUGCUCUUAUGCGAGGCACAGAAGAUAUUUGGAAACAGAUGGACUGAGAUUGCAAAGGUGGUUUCAGGCAGAACUGAUAAUGCCGUGAAGAACCGAUUCACGACUCUUUGCAAGAAAAGGGCAAAACGUGAAGCCUUAUCGAAAGUAAACAGCAUGACUUCUUCUUACAUCAACUUAAACAACAAAAGGGUUAUUUUUCCUGAUGGGCUCAACAAUGCUGAUGGAGAAUCUGAAAGUGCUUCAGCUAUUAAAAGACCUCGACUAGAUGGAUCGAGUGGCGAGCGUGGCCUCUCGAGUCAUUUGCUCAGACAUUCGUUUCAAAUGCUAACUCAAAAGGUCAACUGUUCUUCGGCUGACCUCCCAAUCGAGACACAAAUCGAUAAAAUGAAAGAGGCGUCGACUGAUGAAACUGUAAAUAACAAAGGUGAACGAACAUUUCUUAAAAAGGACGAUCCAAAGGUGCUUGCAUUGAUUCAGCAAGCAGAGCUUCUUAGCUCACUUGCCGUCAAAGUGAAUACAGAGAAAACGGAUCAAAGUCUUGAAAAUGCCUGGGCUGUUCUCCAAAAUUUCUUGAAACAAAACAAAGAAAGUGAUACACCGAUAAUCAAGAAUUCAGAUGCCGAUUUUCGGAUAGAGAAGUUGAAAGAGUUAGUUGAAGAAGAAUUAAGAAGCCCUAAUGAAGGAAGUGUAUCAUCUUGGAGGGAUCGUGAUGCAUAUGAUUCUUCCCCAGCUAGCUCUGAACACAGUUCCGAAUCAAUUUUUCUGUGUAAUGUGGCGUGUGAUCAUCAAGAAACCGAGCAUGAACUUCAAUCGGGUCAAGCAAAUGACAAUAAUUUUCUUGAUGAAGAAAAUGGGGUAUUUCGUUCGGCAAAACCCCAAAAUGAAGAAUUCAAUUCCCCUGUUCGCGUGACACCUUUUUUCCGAGCAUUGGCAGCCGCAAUUCCCAGCCCAAAAUUCUCAGAAAGCGAAAAACAUUUUCUGAUGAAGACUUUAGGAGUGGACUCGAAUUCUCAGAGCCCAAUACGAAAUUCUUCACAACAAACGUCAUCUUGCAAGAGGUCCCUUCUACAUUGUCUGUGA